AUGGCCUCGGGCGUGGGCGCGGCCUUGGAGGAGCUGCCGCACGACGGCACGUGCGACGAGUGCGAGCCCGACGAGGCCCCGGGCGCCGAGGAAGUGUGCGGGGAAUGCGGCUUCUGCUAAUGCCGCCGCCACGCCGACGCGCACAGGCACAAGUUCUUCAGCCACCACCUGGCCCGCUACAUCCACGGCGCGGGCACCUGGGCCGCGGGGGCCCCGGGCGGGGGCCCCGACAAAGGCGAGGCCAAGGUGGAGAAUGAGCCCGAGGUAGAGAGCGAAGCAGGGGAUGGCAGUCGGGCCGACGACGCCCAGAGCCAAUCCGCAGAGAGCGAGACGGAGGACGAGAGCGGCGAAGAAGAGAGCGAAGACGGCAGCGAGGAAGAAAUGGAGGAGGCGCAAGAGAGCGAGGUGGAGGAAGAGAAUCUGGAAGAAGGCGAAUCCGAGGCCGAGGGAGAAACCGAGGCCGAGAGUGAAUUCGACCCUGAAAUCGAAAUGGAAGCGGAGAGAGUGGCCAAGAGGAAGUGCCCCGCCCACGGGCUGGAUCUGAGCACCUACUGCCAGGAAGACAGGCAGCUCAUCUGUGUCCUGUGUCCGGUCAUCGGGGCUCAUCAGGGCCACCAGCUCUCCACGCUAGACGAAGCCUUCGAAGAGCUGCGAAGCAAAGACUCGGGCGGACUGAAGGCGGCGAUGAUAGAAUUGGUGGAAAGAUUAAAAUUCAAGAGUUCAGACCCUAAAGUAACUCGGGACCAGAUGAAGAAGUUCAUACAGCAGGAAUUUAAGAAAGUUCAGAAGGUGAUUGCUGAUGAAGAACAGAAGGCCCUUCAUCUAGUGGACAUCCAGGAAGCAAUGGCCACAGCUCAUGUGACUGAGAUAUUGGCAGACAUCCAGUCCCACAUGGACAGGUUGAUGACUCAGAUGGCCCAAGCCAAGGAACAACUUGAUACCUCUAAUGAAUCAGCUGAGCCAAAGGCAGAGGGUGACGAGGAAGGACCCAGCGGUGCCAGCGAGGAAGAGGACACCUGAAGGCUCGCCUCCCCGUGGAUGCUCAUCCCUCCCCCGUGUGUAUGUCACAGCGUGUGUGUACCAGCUUCUGAUUUCUGCGAAAGCUGCCCAGCAACAAACGUUCUUCCCCCAUGUGUCCCCCGCUCCGCAGCAGCCAUAUGUCCGCCCAAGUGACGACCGGCUCGUACCCUUACGGACCGCAUAUGGCCUCUGUUUGGCCGUGGUAGGUCAGGGGAAAUUGCCAACUUGAUCCACCAGGUACAAUUAAGAAGGGCCCUCCAGGUAAUUCUUCACAGGCUGCUUUGAACAGACUUGGGAAAGGCAGCCCCUCUAACAGAGCUUCGCUAGUGAGGCUGUGGAAUCCUCCUGAAGGAUAGUCAGCAUUGUCCCAGCCGGCCAGGAAAACCCCACGCUGUUCAGACUGCAGCACCACACCAGCGAGGGCAAAGUGGGGCUGAGUGGCCGCAUCUCCACCUCGACCUUCUCCAGAAGCCCAGCUCCAACCCCGGGAGAGCGCCAUGCACGCAUCAGGCGGCUGGCUUGAAAACGGGGUGGAGGGAAGGACUAAGCGUUAGAGAGACGUGGAAAUGUUUUUAGUAUGUGAGGUUACAGAGGGCUUCAGAUUCAUAAUUCACUGCUGUGGGUGAAUCCAGUGACUGGGGAGGAGGUCGAAAGGAAAUGACCUUUUUUUAAAAACGAAAGAGGACCACGGACAAAAAGGUCUGAUUAAACGUGGAAUUCAGUCUUUCUCAACCAAAAUUGCUUGUAUUUCCAAAACAAUCACUAAAGGGUCUGAAUUGUUUGGGUCAAUCUAAAGGGUUUUGGGUCUCCCCCCACAGGGCAGGCUGGAAUAUAUAUUACCCAACGGGAGUUUUCAGCUCAGGCUUUUGGCUUUCCGCCUAGCCUAACUUGGCUUAAAUGCUGCGGGGGGGAUUCUUGUCAUUCCCGUCCUGAGUGGAGCAGCUAUGCCAUUCCGACACUCCAGCGGGGCUCCCUCUUCUGGUGGCAUUUAACACCCCCCCACCCCCCACCCCCGACUCAAGUCCUCUUCCUCUUACAUGUUAAGGAUCGAAAAACCCAGAUUGGGGUAUUCUCGCCUCUCCCCAUCCCCAGAUCACAUCAUACAGGAAAUGUUCUCACCCCAAGGAAGCAGGGGUGUGAGAAGGGAGUAGACGCCUACAAGCUAAGAAAGCAGCCCUGCAGCUUCCCGAGAUGCUCGUCCUACUCAGCGCGAGGUUUGGAGCACUGGAUAGGAGUUCUUUUUUCUCUGACAACGGCACUGUGAAAUCGCAGGCCCAGCACACACACUGCUAACACAGAUUUCAGAGGUCAUGCUCGUUUGCAAAUGGGGGGUUGUGGUCCUUCUCCCCUGCUUGCCAUCAGCGGUAUUCCCACGGUCACUUCUGAAAAGUCCCAUAAGAACCUGCGUUGGCUUUGGGGUUGCUGCUGCCUCAGUGCCUAGCCGUGUAGGACCCCGACCCCCCACCUCCCACCCGCUCUCUUCCGAGGAGGCGACCGUAUGGGUGCACAGGAGGGCUUUGGGGAAGAGCCCCUCUAUUUGCCGUUGUUGAUUCCUGUGCAUGCUGUGAGUCAGGUCUCCUCUUGGGGUCAGGAAGCUACCAGGCUUCUCCAGUUCCAGGUUAAGACCACACAGCCCACUGCAGAUGUCGACCUGUUAUUGCUGACAGAAGAUUAGGCUGUUAAAAAAUAAAAGUUUUUUUUAAAAGUGUUUUUCUCCAAAGUGGUUGCCAGAACGGCUGAGCCAAUGUUGUUGCUUUACUGUCUGCAGAGACUAGAGAGUUGGGCAUCUCAACGAUUAGAGAUGCCAUGAAACUAGCCCCAGAGAAGGACCGGAAACCAUGCUUGAAACAGUGAAAGUAUCAGAAGAUCCUGAAGGCUUUAAGAUUUGGAAAUGUAUGCCUUUCUCUGGCCAACACGAGACAGAGUGCACAAACGUGGAUCCUGGUGGGCGGAGGCUGCAGCAACCCCAGAGGAGUCAUCAAAGGAGGCAGGCCGGGGAACUCUCCAGACUCAAUCAGGUACUCCCAGCUGCCCCUGGCUGCCCUCCCAGUGUCGAGUGUCUGCAGGCUAAGAAGGGCUUGCCCUUUGAUUUGACAUCGUACGUCUAAGGCAACUCUAAGCCGUGCUGGAAGCUCAGCUUAGGAAGGGAACUGUCCUGUAGUGAGGACCUGCUAGGAGCCAGGCCCAUGAUAAACACAGUGUGAAAUACAAGAGUCCUCUGCCACAAGUUACAAAGCCAGGAAGGGCAACUGAACUCAGCUCUCCCUGACUGGCUCUGAGGGCAAAUCUCACCGUGCACUUUGCUCCUGGUGCACCUAAGAGCCCAAGAGAGGGCAAGGCUCAGGCUCCCCCGCUGAAGUCCCACCACCCCACUUUAGACACUCUGUUUUCAAGGUGAUACUUAGUAGCUGAUGUUUGGCGGCCAUCAAGAAAUGCCAUCAAGACAGCCUUAUUCCUGCAUCUCAGCAGGUGCUCCGGUCCACGGUGGAAACUUGGGCUAUCCCAGGAGUUGGCAAAGCCAUGCCUUUUUGGCAUCACCUCCCAUAAAUAAGACCUAGGCCUUGAGGAGUAUAGAACUUUCCAGAAAUAAUCAAAAUAAAAGGUGUUCUGCUAUCCACUCUAAGUUUAUUUGAAAAUACUAGCUGUCUCACUGAUGCAGAAAAGAAAAUGCUCGGUCUUUCGUAAGCCUGGCCCAUCGUGUGCUUUUGCGGUUCAAAGUCUAGUGAAUCUGAACUCCCCAGCCAAUACCUGAUUUGAUUUAUAAUUAUAGGUACCAGGGGGGGCUUCAAAAGGUCUUGGAAAAAAUGGAGUGAAAAGAUAAUGGCACUUUUUAAAAAAACGUUUUGAAGGGCCCUAGGACACACAUUACAUUUAAGAACUACAGCAACUCAAAGCACCCCCUCAUUAUCUUGCAUGCCACUGCAAAGGUGUCUGCCAGUCCUGAUUACAAGUGUCACCAGAUAAUUGGAGCUUAGCUGCUUGCUUACAAGAUGCUCACAAGAAGCGCAACUCCCUGGCAAAAGUUGUCAGCUCCUAAAGUGCUGAGCCAAAGUGACAGCCCGGAGAGAAAUUGCACACCAGACCCACUCCAAAACGUCUGCUGACACGGGGGCAGAUGUUGCUUCUUCACGCAGCCACUUGGGGGACCUCAGAGGCUAACCACUAGGUCUUUCCUGUGGCCACAGCCCCGAGCCCACUAACCUGCAGUACUGGCCAGGCCUUGGAAGUCCUCUUCCUCUAUGUAGGAAAUAGCUGCCUCCCAAUAACCAAUAGUGCAUACUCAGGGCUUCAUGCCUUUGACCUAAACCAGAAGAGAGCUUGGGUCCCAGCAAAUACGCUACCCCUGGGAAAGCACCCCUUGAAGGCAUUGAACGGACACGUGCCCCACUCCUCAUUCACCUUCACCAACUGCCUCGUAUUCCAACAUUGCCCCCCCACAACCACAGUUCAAAGUCUUUCGCACACUGGUGAGGGACAGGCCUGGUGGCAAUGGCUGCCCAGUCUUUCCCCCUCCAGGGACCACUGAAACUGGGCCGAGCUACCCGGCCAGCAGGGGUGCAGUGCCAAGCCAGCAGGUGCCCGAUCUGGGAUCCCAGCACCCCUGAAACCUGAGGUCCUGCAGCUCGCAAUGGCUGUGAGGCUGGGAAGGGAGGAAAAGAAGAGGCACCGAGAGAGUGUUGUAAGAAAUGCCUGUGACUUGAAUGACAUCCUGACUCAAGCUGAAAUGGCCUUUGCCCUCUGUCUCAGCGGGACUGGUCAUUCAGCCAGACUCCCGGUGCCCUUGCAGGAAUGCUGGCACACUCGGGGCUCGGAGCAGGCCCCAGGUCAGGAAUACGGAACACAGUGCUGGAGGGGGCUCCCCAGGGAAGCGCUCUCUCCUCUCUCUCCUCUCUCUCUCUCUCCCUCUCUCUCUUCAGCUUUGUCUCUUUCUCUCUCUCUCCCUCUCUCUCUUCAGCUUUGUCUCUCCUCCGAGGCUCCUCCACAGAGGAAUCCUCCGUAACUGGACUGAUGAGCAGAUCUGUAAAUCACAGCUGUUAAUCCUCUGAUCAUACUUUCUAAACUUAAAACACUCAAAUUCAGAUGGUCUGAAAACAGGCUUGGGGAGGUAGCUUCCAUUUUCCCAUAGCACUAGCUUCUCCUAAACAGGCUGCUCUUCCGAACCUAACCUUGUCGCUAAGUGAGGAGUGAGUGGGGUGUGGCGGAAGGCCCUGGAGUCUGAAGGCCCGGGGUCCUAAUGUCAACUGGGACUUCAGUCAGCAGUCUGGCCCCUGUGCACAUAAUUCCCUGCAGUCCGAAAAGGCAGAGGGAGGAGUAAACUGUAAAGUCCCUUUGGUUUCUUCAAACUUGUUUCUGCAACAUCAGUCAGAUUCACCUUCCUGUUCAAGCACACUGUGAGGCUUUGAGGGCUGGCGGAUCAUCACAGCAAUGGGAGGAGACAGGCAGGAGCUUUGCCCGCUAGAUCAGAGCAGAUCUGGGCCCCUUGCUUCUCCCAGUGUCCGAGAAAGCACCAAGCCCAGAGCUUAGUACUGAAGAACAGCUGCCUCCAACGAGCCCAGCUGCACGGUCACUGUGCCGCGCACAUCCUGGCGUCUCUAUGAAAAAGAACCUCGUGAUGGAGAGCAGAUGUAAAGGCACCCCCACCCCUCCCCCGGGAAGCCUCAGACUCCGUAAUAUUGCUUCCUCUCUUCCAUGCUCCCAAACCCAUUCCUGAGAACCACGAGCCGAGAGAGGACUUCAGAAACAACAGAAAGAGACCAAAGCCCGAGCGAGGGCCAGAGCAGGCAGGGGACAAUGAAGACUCAGGUGUGCAUGCAGGUGCCCGAGCGCCGCGGGCCACUCUCCACCUGACAGGCUGCACUGCGGGACAGGACAGCACACCAAGGAAUCCUUCGUCCCCUGCCUGCUUGCUGCCCAGCCCCGUCCCGCCUCCGUCAUCUCCCCUUCCACCCUUUGAGCUAAACAAGAGAACACACAACCUCUCCAGGGAAUUACACAUUUGAGUUAACGUUUCAGUAGAUCAUGUUCAUACUGUAAAUUAUUUUGUAAGAGAUUUACCGCUAUCCCAGAAUGUGCAGACUCCGUGCCCCUGUGCUUUUGGAAAUCAAUAAACUCUUACUGGAAAUAC
Messenger RNA from Echinops telfairi (small Madagascar hedgehog), 6145 nucleotides. RefSeq names its product tripartite motif containing 44 (gene TRIM44). Gene Ontology annotation, molecular function: zinc ion binding. NCBI's taxonomy places the organism in Eukaryota, Metazoa, Chordata, Mammalia, Afrosoricida, Tenrecidae. The transcript is spliced from 6 exons. The record is from RefSeq and is a predicted model, not a curated record.